Anarrhichthys ocellatus (wolf-eel) is the source of this 2618-nucleotide messenger RNA. It is a transcript of the gene cunh1orf159, whose product is annotated as chromosome unknown C1orf159 homolog. The coding region runs from base 194 to 796 and encodes 200 amino acids. The record is from RefSeq and is a predicted model, not a curated record. The transcript is spliced from 9 exons. Lineage: Eukaryota; Metazoa; Chordata; Actinopteri; Perciformes; Anarhichadidae.
UCCGUGCUAAAUGAAUUGAAAUCAGGUAGCUAUGAGCUACGCACUGUAGGAAUAUCUGUGGUUGAACUACGGAGGCGUGUUGAGGACAAAUCUGCCAAAACUACAGGUGACUUUCUGAAAAUACCUCUGCAGCGGACCAGACGUCGCUUAAACCACACCUAAGAGUCUGGUCUGCCCAAAGCCUGGGUUGAAUAUGGCUCUGGCAUUCCUUUUGGUCUUGGCUGCAACUGUGAUUCUGAUCAGACCCGAGACACCUGUAACUAAGGCUUUACAUCAGAACUCACUUGAGUGUUGUGUCGAGAAACAGAGGGUGAACAACUCGUGUUCAAAUGACACCCACUGUGAACCAGGAUGCUUCUUGCGUGUCCUUGAGAACAGCAACACCGUUUGCAUAUUCUGUGACUCAGCAGCUGUGGAUUUGGAGAACAUAACAGUCUGCACCUACAACUACACAGUGGAGAGGAAAAACCACACAACUGUAACUACUGUCAUUCCUAAAAUUGCAGGAGGGCCGGGUGUGGCAGCCUCUCUUCUUCUGGGAACGCUGUUGAUCAGCCUGUUCCUGAUCCUCUCUGUCGCCUCCUUUUUCUACCUCAAACGCUCAAACCGACUCCCGAACAUCUUCUACCGCCGCAACAAGGCCUUCAUAUUCCAACCGAGUGAGGCAGCUGUCAUGAUCCCCUCCUCGACAGUGAGGAAGCCAAGAUAUGUCAGAAGGGAGCGGCCCUCUGCAACAUCAACACUGAAUAGUGCCACCGUACCCACCACAUCCACCACGCAGGUCUAUAAUGUGUAGUUGUGGGAGGGCCGGCGCAGGUACGAGAGGACGCUCAGGAACGAUGUCAGUUUUUGUUUUUAUUUCAUUCUUGUCACUCGGGCUGUUACUUUUGUUUUUUCACAGAAAAAACUUCAUCAUACCAGGAAAAUAGGUUCAGUACUGCUCUGUAAAUUUUAAACCUCCCAUGUCAGUUUGUUUUCCUCCCACUCGUGCAGCACUUCAGGAUCACUCGACCUGUCUUUUGAAGAAUAGUUCAGGGAAAUGCAAGUAUUCACUCUCUUAUCUGAUUAACACAUUUUAUCUAUUUUAAUCCGUAUAACCCCCCCCCCACACACACACACCCACCCACACACACACACACAUACAAAAAAAGUGGAAAAAACACAAUUCUCUAUUGGACUAUAAGGGUGAAUUGUCAUUUUUCUGCUUUGUUUUUUGUUUGCAUUAAACAAACCAGAUACAACAGUGUGAUCUUUGUUGCCUUUGGACAGAGGCUAGCUGUUUCCCCCUGUUUCCUGUCUUUAAGCUGAGCUUAGCUAACCAGCUGCUGGCGAUAGCCAUGUUUUUUACAGAUCCGAGAUGAUCUUCUCAUCUAACUCGCAACAAGAAAGCGUGUGAGCAUAUUUCCCUCUAUUCCUUUAAGAUUAAUUGUGACAGUGAUCAAGUUGAGAAGCAGUGAUUUGUUUGUGGGGAACAAAGUGACAGCCCAGUGACAUUUGAUGGAAGCCUGUGUUUGCUAAAUAGGAUGAUAUUUACAUGCGUGAUAUUUAUUUACAUUUUGUAACUGUGCACUGAGCUUUACUGAUGACAGUCAGACCAACAGAAUAAAUGAUGUGUCUAAUAGUAGAGUUCUUCAGGUGGGCCGGGAUAUUUUAGGGAGAGUGCUGUUGGUGCUGUAUGGAUGAUUGUUUGAUUGUUUUUUUGGUUUUAUUGUUGCAUUUUCAUUUUUUUUGUUACCUUAAGCAAGGUGAAUGUAUUACACAAGUACAACAAAUCAUGUAUCAGAGUUGCAUACUUCAUGAAUCCACAACAGACCUAGUCCAACAUGAAAGAGCUGAAGUCAUUCUCAACAACAGAAUCAUUAUGUUUUCACUGGAAGGUUUGUGAUCGUACACAUCUUUUUAAAAUGCCAUGUUUGCUCCAUAAAGUAGAUUUAAAGUCCCAAUAGAUUUUUUUUAUCUCAGAACCUCAAAAUUACUGAAUCCUUGUGCACUUUAUUUGUCUGAGGUCAUCAGCUAAUGUUUAUUUAUAUACGACUAGUUGCCAUUAAGUGUGAGGGAGAUUUUUUUGUUGUACAGAUGGCAACAUUAUUGUUGCAUUGUGAAAUUUUCUUGACUACUAUUAACCUUUGCCAAAUGUCUGAAGAAAAUGGAUUUUACUGUGUGCCAUUACUGUGAUUACUGUGCCAUUAUGAGCUUUAAGAGCAGCCAGGAGACGUUUAGUCAUGAUGUGGUGAAUGAUUGGGUAUUUGAAUUAUAUCCAGUGGCCUUUAUAUUUACUGUACACUAUUCUAAAAACAGGUAUCCUAGUUGUAUUUGCUACAUGCUAUUUAAUUACAUAUAGUUUUAUAUCUUGACAACACUAAGGCUUUCCUCCUUCAGUAUAUGUGAAGCAACAUGAAGUGAACCAGAUAAAAAGGCUGCAAUCAUUCCAUGAAUAUUCCCCUUUUUGCAUAAUGUCUCUGCUGUUGUACAGACAGCCGUAAGCUGAAGACAUGUACAUAUUGUUUUAUACAAAUGAUGUAUUGUUUUUGUAAUAAUGUACAUAUUCUAGUUUUAAUGCCAUAAAGAAUGUUCUGAAGAUGUAAUGUUUGGAGAAAUAAAGCACCUUUCCAUUGCCA